GUGAAUUUCCUAGCUUGGCGUCGUCCAUGGGAUCGGUUCUUGAAACUAAAAAUAGCAUUAGUUUAGGUUGUAAACGCGCUACUAUGGCAUCUGCUCGUCUGACGGAACACUUUUAAAGGCGCAGAUGGGCGGGACACUCAGAUAACACGAGACUGAACGGAGGCAAACGACCACACUGGACCAGUCAGGUCAUUCAUUAUUGGCAACAUUUACACGCUUAGUAGCGCAUUUAUGCUUCGUUUUAGUCAUGUUACACCACGGGAAAGAGGAGUGGGAGUCCAUCUGACUGAGCAUUUUACUGUCCAUAAAGGUUGAUUUCAUUUCUGAAUCCAUUUCUGCUGCUGCUCCGGUUCUUUGCUUUCGUGUCAAAUAUGGAGUGGUCUUAUUAUUAUUGUCCCCCAAAGCGUGGCACUGGGUUCCUGUGGACGAAACCAGAAGAUAUGAAAUAACCAUUCCCUCUUUAUUACAGAUAACAGUGUGGAUUUCCAGCCACUGCCUGACCAGCCCAGUUGGUAUGGAGGACCGUGGCCCCAAUGGCCACAGUGAUCCAGCUCAUGCUGACCAAAGUUUACAAGUUGACUCCGGUCAAAGUUGUGAUGGGAUCCAGGUGGAUGUUGGACACAUUCUUCGACAGAUUGCCAUCACAGAUGAGAGUCUGGACGAAGCCCAGGCCAGGAAACUGGCGCUCAACUGUCACAGUCUGAAGCCGGCCCUCUUCAGUGUUCUGUGCGAGAUGAAGGAGAAAACAGCUUUAAAAAUGCCAAUACAGGAAAAAGAGGACCCUCCAGACCCACAAGUCAUGCGACUGGACAACAUGUUGUUCGCUGAAGGGGUGGCCGGCCCAGUCAAGGGGGCGGCGGCGGCUGCCUCCACUGCCACCUCAGGAGGGAUACCGGACGAUGAAAGUGAAGAACACGCCGACUACAGAGAGAAGCUUGAUCAAAUACGACAGAUUUAUCAGGCUGAACUGGAGAAGUACGAACAGGCGUGCAAUGAAUUUACAGGUCAUGUGAUGAACCUGCUGAGGGAACAGGCUCGUACACGACCCAUUAUGCCCAAAGAGAUCGAGACCAUGGUCUCGGCAAUACGUCAGAAGUUCACCGCCAUCCAGACGCAGCUGAAACAGAGCACGUGUGAAGCCGUGAUGAUUCUGCGCUCCAGGUUCCUGGAUGCCAGGAGGAAGCGGAGGAACUUCAGCAAGCAGGCCAUUGAGAUCUUAAAUGAAUAUUUCUACUCCCACUUGGUGAACCCCUACCCCACUGAGGAGGUGAAGGAGGAACUGGCCAAGAAGUGCUCCAUCACUCCAGCCCAGGUGGCGAACUGGUUUGGAAACAAGAGGAUCCGAUACAAGAAGAACAUCGCCAAGUACCAGGAGGAAGCCAACAUGUACGCCACCAAAACUGCUGCAGAUUCUGCGAGUCUGUCUUCACAGACCAGUCAGUCCAACUCCCCAGCUACACCAAACUCAGGAGGAUACACAUCCUUUUCCUACGCUCCUGAUGACAGAUUAUGAGAGAAAAAUCUUCGUCUUUCCAGGUCCAUGAUGAGUCCAUUCCCUCCAUAUCUGGACACAAACCUCACUGACUACUUAGUACUUCUUAUGUUCUUAACCAUGUUGACUUUUUUAUUAGCAUGUUUUCCACUUCAUUUUGUAUACAUUAU
This is a messenger RNA of Synchiropus splendidus (mandarinfish), 1662 nucleotides long. RefSeq names its product pre-B-cell leukemia transcription factor 1-like. The record is from RefSeq and is a predicted model, not a curated record. The transcript has 8 exons. Gene Ontology annotation, molecular function: DNA-binding transcription factor activity, RNA polymerase II-specific; RNA polymerase II cis-regulatory region sequence-specific DNA binding. NCBI's taxonomy places the organism in Eukaryota, Metazoa, Chordata, Actinopteri, Syngnathiformes, Callionymidae. Gene Ontology annotation, biological process: embryonic organ development; eye development; animal organ morphogenesis. Gene Ontology annotation, cellular component: nucleus. Bases 515 to 1513 code for a protein of 332 amino acids.